UGAUCGGCCCCGGGCGGCUGUGCAGAGGGGUGAGCGCGGCCCGCUGACCAGAGCGCGGGGCCAUCGCUCGGCACCUCCUCCCUCUCCCGCGCCGCCUCCAGCGCGAGUGACAGCGCGUCCUCCGGGCUCAGGAGCGGCGGUGCCGCGCGAACAAUCCCGGGCAGGGCUCGACUCGCCGCUGGUGACAUCACUCCCAAAGAUACUCCCUGCUGUCGGUGCCUGCCUGGAGAGGCAUCUGUCCGUUUGUCUGUCUGCUGCUGGAGCGGGCUUAUCGUUGGCCGGGGACAAAGCCUGGGACCAAGGGGAGACAGGACCGGGAGAAGGAGGGAGAGCAAAGCCAGCGAGGGAAGAAGGACCCCGGCCGGCGACAGCAUGAAAUUCAGCGCAGCUCACUACUUGCUGCCUCUCCUGCCUGCGCUGGUCCUCAGCACCAGACAGGACUAUGAAGAGCUACAAAAGCAACUGAAAGAAGUCUUUAAGGAGCGAAGCACCAUCCUCCAUCAGCUGACAAAGACAUCAAGAGAACUUGAUGGAAUUAAAGUCAACCUUCUGUCUUUGAAAAAUGAAGAGAAAUCUGCCAAAACUGAUGUUCAGAAGCUUCUGGAAAUAGGUCAGAAACAAAGAGAACAAAUGAAGUCUCUCCAGGAGGCCCUGCAAAAUCAACUUAAAGAGACAUCUGAGAAAGCCGAAAAACAACAGGCUACUAUUAAUUUUUUAAAGACUGAAGUGGAAAGAAAGAGCAAAAUGAUCCGGGAUCUUCAGAAUGAGAAUAAAAGCUUGAAAAACAAACUCUUGUCAGGAAAUAAGCUGUGCGGCAUCCGUGCAGAAGAGUCAAAAAAAAUUCAAGCCCAGCUGAAGGAGCUUCGUUAUGGGAAGAAGGAUUUAUUAUUUAAGGCCCAACAGCUUACUGAUCUGGAACAAAAAUUAGCUGUGGCCAGAAAUGCGCUGGAGAAAGCAGCUCUUGAUCGGGAUUCACAACUGAAAGCACUGAAACAGACUGUGCAACUCUGCCUGUCAUCUGUUUUUCGUGAUCAACCACCCCCUUUGAGUCUAAUCAGGUCAAAUCCAACUCAGAUGUCAAUUCCACCCAGUCCCAUUGAUGUCAAGAUUCUAGAUGCAAGGACAAAAAGCAAGCCUGAACAAAGCACUCCUGGAAGCAGUGAGAACUCUCAAGUUGUUACAACAAAGGAAGAAAAUCUGAAUGCCCCUGAAUGCAAUUCUGAAAAUGAGGACAGGGCAUGUUUGAUGAAGCAUAAAGAAAAUCCCCCAAGCAAUGGCAGUGCAAAACCAGAGCCUAUCCCACAGAAAUUGCAAAUGUCUCCUUGUACUGAAUGUGAAGUCGAAAAAACCCAAGGAAAAAAAUUCACCAGCUUUGAAGGAAGGGUGACUAAAGAAGAAAAAAUACUGUAGAUGUCAAGAAACUGUGUUUAAAACAUUCAUUUGCUAUUGUCUUCACAUCCUUUUUAGACCAUAGUCUUGAUGGAAAUACUAAGUUCUUAAAUCAUGUAACUUUUUCACAAUUUUGUGUACUUUAUCAAGUAUUCUUCAAAUUGUCCAAAUGAUUCCAGGCCAAUUAUGAUCCUCAAGCAAUAACCUAAUUAAAACAGAUAUCUUCAGUCAAAAAUAGUCAUGGUCAUCAGUAAAUUGCCCAGUAUAAUUGGUCUCUUUUGAACUAAAAUGCAAUGUAAGUUCAUUCUUAUGAUUCAUUUGAAUAUCUAGUACAGUGAUGGAAAACUUAUGACAAGCAUGUCAGAGGUGACACACGAACUCAUUUUUUUUGGUUGAUUUUAUUUUGGUUAAAUGGCAUUUAAACAUAUAAAAUAAAUAUCAAAAAUAUAAAUCUUUAUUUUACUAUGGUUGCAAAUAUCAAAAAAUUUCUAUAUGUGACACGGCACCAGAGUUAAGUUAGGGUUUUUCAAAACGCUGACAUGCUGAGCUCAAAAGGUUCGCCAUCACUCAUCUAGUACUUCUGUGAUCUAAUAUGUAAAAUCUGCUGGAGGAUGAUAAAAUGUCUUCCAUCCGCAGCAUUCUUAGAGUCCAAAUUGCAAUCAUAUCAUAAAGAAUUUGGUCCCCACUGGCUAAUUGGAUUCACAUUCUUCAAGAUUGGAAUAUGAAUAUUUGUUUGAGAGGGUUUAUUGCUGUUCUUAUUAUGUUGAACCAUGGCUAACCAAUAUCAAGGCAGUUCUGUCAGGGAUUUAGUCAGUUAACAGAAUUCAUUAAGUGUAUUUGGUAUAAUGUAGAUAAAAUAUCUAAAUGAAGGACUAAAUUUCUGACACAACUGAUUAGAUUUUUUGGCAUUCUAUAGACACAUCCCUAUGGUUGUCUGCUGGAAUGACUCCAAGUUAGAAUCAAGUUAUUUGAAAUGCUUGGCAUAAUUUUUGAUAUGAAAUUUGUGUACUGAAAUGUGGGAUGGAGAGGGGGUUCCAAAAUACAAAUGUACAAGCAGAUGCUGAUGAUAUACAUUUAAAAAUGGGGAUUUGGUGGAAGUAAAAUAGCCAUAUGGAGCCAAUGAACCCAGAUUUGUAUAUCUUGGAAACAAAUGUAUUAAAACAAAAAAUGGCUGUGAUAAUCUUUGAAGUUGGAGCUCCAUAUAGGACUAUCAGUGAUCAAAUAAAUUCACUCCUGAAUAAUUUGAACAUAGUUCACAAGAAAGAGAAAUUGAUAAUUCAAUAAUUAUAUGACUGAUAGGAUGGAUAUAGCAUCAAACUUACAAACUCAAAUUAAUGGAUAAAAUGAUCAUUGUAGUUGGUCUGAGCCAAAUAUAUGUAGACCCAUUUGCAGAAAGCAUAUAAAAGUAUGGGAUUUAUACAGUGGAUAUGCCAAGCAUUCAUUGGGGCAUUGAAUCCUGACAGGCUGUGCUAGAAAUACUUAAUAAUAUACACAGAUUUCAUGAAAUCUUUAAUCAAUAGAUGAAAUUAAAUUCUGGUAUAAAAUGGCACACCUUUGAUCAGGAUGACAUAAUCAAAGAAAUGUAGUGAUUUGGAGAAAUGGCAAACUAUCAUUAACAGUAAAAGUAACAUUGUGGCUGUUGUAUUUACAGAAUAACUGUGUCAUUUAUCAGUAUUUUUCAGAUUGUAGGCUAAUUUUAAGAAAGAAAGAAUUAAUUUUAUAGAUGACCCAUAGAAUUUACAGGUAAGUGACCAUAAUAGAGAGAAGAUCAAAGUCCAAAGUUUCUGUUGACUUCUUGCUCUAAAAAAUUUGAUUAUAUGAGCAGGAAUAUGGCUCAUUUCUCGAGUCCUGUUCCUUAUAAUUUUUCCACUGUAACCAUAAACCCUAACCAUCUUCAAAGUCUUAUGAAAGGGAAGUAGAUAAGUUAGUUUUAAUUUAGGUCCACUUUCCUACCCCGACCUUGUGCCUCAACUUCACUCCUACACUCUAUGGAUCCUAUGAAAGUUAAUCACCCAUUUCACCUUAGCACAGUAUGUUAUAAGGCAUCCUUGGAACUAAUAAAAAGAAAAUCAGGCUGAUAUUUUCUGAAAUUUUAUAGCAUAUAUGCUAAAAAAUGAGAAUUUGGCAUAAUAUUAAUCAAAUUUGAAUGGCUUAUUUGUAAUUUUUUUCUAUGCUAUAAAUUCCUAUCCUAGUAUUGAUAAUAAAAAUCAAGUUGCUUCUCUUAAUUAUUGUUAUGAUCAAGUGGGCUUUGAAUGAAUAUAAUGUAUAUACUUUUUCUUUAAUGAUAGAUAGUAUUCUAUGUUCUGCAGACUUUACUGUGGUAUAUUCAUUGCAUUAUUUGUUUCAAAACAAAAGGAAUUUAUAGCAGAAGAGCUUUAUAAAUAUUUUUAAGAAAUAUUUUGAGAGUUCCUUUUGAUAGUUAAGUACAUAAUACCUUUAUUAGUAUGCUCUGUGAAUGUAAUGAAUGCAUUUUAUUUCUCUCAAUCCUUUAAUUACUUUAAAAUAGCAUCAGAGAGGUUUAAAAUGCUUUACUUACAUGUGUGGCUUUUGUCUAUAAAAGAGGGGCCAUUUCUUAUUAUGUCUUUUAAUUACUAGUAAUAGCUCUAUAAAUAGAUGAUUGUUUUUUGAGGAGUUAACAUUAGCCUAACUAUCCUCAUAUGGAAGAAAACAUUAACCUGAAUGUUGAAUAUAUAUAGUAUGAAUUCUAUUAUGUACCUGUAAUGGUAAGCAGUGAAAGAUUUCUUAUGUUUUGCAGACUACGAACUGAUUUCUAUUGAGAAACAUACUUACUGAUGGACUAACUUAAUAUAUGGGUUACCAGAACUACAACAACUUAUUUCUCUCUAGUUAUUUUAAAGUAUUAAUCUGCUAUAUAUUCAUUCUAAGUUAUGAAUUUGUUUUGGAUUUUGUAUUUUCUCUUAUAUCCAACUACGUGAAUUGGAGUAGUGCCUCAAGUGUAUCAGAAUAAAUGCUGACUGUGUCUAUCCAAUGCCAACAUUUUCAGAUGAAAAGUAAAAGAUUCAGUAACUCAUCUGGAUGUGACUUCCUGUGUGAUCCUAAAUCUCUGAAUGCUGAAUAUAUUAGAUGGCUAACUAUUGAUUUUCAUUCCUUAAUCACCUAUUUAGCAUUGCAGUGCUAUUUCAGACAUAAUCCUGUUUCAUAAAAUAUACUGGAUUACAAGUCUAAGACAGUUCUAGUUCUAUGUGAAAGAGACAUUGGCUGUUUUAGAUGACAAUGUGGAUAGGUGGAUUAAAACAGUAUCUGUGAACUUUUAAUAGUGGAAUCUUUUAUUUUUAUAGCUCGGUACUGUAAUUAGCACUAAUUGCAGCAGAGGCUGAAAUAUUAUCAACACAUAGAGUAGGGUGAGCUGGCCAGACUUAGAGAGUGAUGAAAACAUAUACUUGUUUACUUAGGGAACAUUUUCUGUCAUGUGUAAAGUCUUAAACUUUCCCGAAUUAUUUGUUCAUCUGGAUUAUGUACCAUAGUGUUAAUGUCCAAGUGAUGAAGGAUAAAAGGUACUGAAAGAUGGCCUAUUUUUCCUCAAUAAAGAUUUAUUUCCAAAACUACAA
Molecule: messenger RNA, 4958 nt
Organism: Myotis daubentonii (Daubenton's bat)
Lineage: Eukaryota; Metazoa; Chordata; Mammalia; Chiroptera; Vespertilionidae
Gene: LUZP2
Product: leucine zipper protein 2
Source: RefSeq, a predicted model, not a curated record